CGCCGUGGGAGUGACCCACGCUGUGGGAGCCUUCGUUCUGGAGCUAUCUAUCUGCUCUUGUGCAUUGCUAGAGUUUUAAGGCGGUGUUGACAGGUUAGACAGCACUCAUUUGAACCAGGAAGUACGGUCAUACAGAAACAUUUCCGCGUUCAACUCGGAACACAAACACAAUUUUCGCCGAUGAAUUGAGGAUGUCAGAAAACAGUUUAGAAGGCAGGACAGUGGAGGUGUCUGGGAUCCCUAAUGAAGUUGAGGAUGAAUUUCUGGGGUUGUUUUUCGAAAACAAGCGGCGGUCAGGUGGGGGCGCCCUUGCCUCGCUCCGCAGGCAAGGCAGCUGCGCCGUUCUGAUCUUUGAGGAUGCUGAAGUUGCUAAGAGAGUGCUGUCCAAAGGGACACACAUGCUACACAAUGCUAAGCUUACCGUUCGGAAGCCAACCCCAAAGGACCCUAGGAAGGUGCUGCUUCGUGGGAUGAACGCCAGCACAGCCAAGGAAAUGGUGGAGGUCUUUGUGGAAAACGUCACAAAGCUAGACAGCACGGGAUACCUAAUGUACCCCAGCCCAAGAAGAGAUGAGGUUCUCGUGCACUUUCACAAGCCCCUUUCAGAACAAGAGUUCAGGAGGUUGGCGGACAAGGUAAGGAGGCGUCUUCUUGAUGGAGCCAGGAUUGAAGCUGAGCAGAUUGAGAGGACCGAUUCUGUCAUUGUGGAAGACCUGCGCUCUACCACCACCGAGGACAUGCUGACACUCUACUUUGAAAACAAGCGCGGAGGAGGAGAAGAGGUGAAGGACGUUACCAUGGUAGCGGACGGCAUGGCCAGGGUUACCUUUGAAGACUGGGAAGCUGUGGACCGUAUUCUUCAGCGGUCCCAUAAGCUGGAUGGGAGUAAUUUGUCACUCCAGCCCUAUUUCGACUUCCUUCUGCCUGGAAAAUAUCCACCAUCUCCCAGCACUCCAAAUGGUACAGAGGAGGGUCACGGGGACAGCGCAGGUCACGCGGACAGCACAGGUCAUGCUGACAGCACAGGAGAUCUGUGCACAGACACUCUUAGGUGCGACACUACUAGGGAGGAACUCACUGACAGUACCAGGGAGAUGUACCCUGACAGCCCCAAGCUUUACUCCAGCAAUAUCUUGCUCGAUGAUCCAGUGAAACUCAAUCUGCUGCAGUGCAGUCACCUACUGCAAGAGCUCCAGCAGGGUCACCAGGACUUUGGCAUCCAGAUUGUGGGUAAUGGGGUUCAGAUAAGCGGCCCCAACCAACUUACGUCUGAACAGCUGAAAAAACACAUCCUGGAAGUGUUAAGCGGCAUUGCCCAGGCUCACCUGCCCUUUAGCACUCAAAAGGCCACGUUUCUUUCUCGGUCAGAAGUGCAAGAGAGCCUGCGGAAGAGCCUGGAACAGGAAGGGAUGUUGGCCACCUACACUGCGUCAGAUUGCACAGUCACCGUCAUUGCACUCACCCUCGACAUGGUUAAGCAGGCCUCAAGCCUGGUCAAGUCCUUGGUUUGCGACUUCACCAUGCCCAUUGCCGCAGAGUAUGAAUGCAUGCUCUUCUCAGACGAAUGGCCCAAGUUCUUGUCUUCUUUGAGUCUUUGCUCUGCCAAGGUGACGGACCGAGGAGAUGAGAUUAAUGUAGUGACCUUAAGAGGGCAGGAGGAGGAAACCCGGAGCAAGAUCGAGUUUUUUCUUAGCAACCCCGUUGAGCAGGAGUCUGUGAUCACUAUGGAGCCUGGUAUGCUGAGAUAUCUGCAGACUCACUGCCACAUGCUUCUGGCAGACAUGAACCAGGUCACCAUAUUCCCAUUAGAUGGAGAUGACAUCACAGGAUUGAGACUACACGGGCAAGCCAACGCCUGCCAGGCUGUGGAUGAGCUGCUCCGCAAUGUGGUGGCCUCAGUUCACACCAGAACCAUAACCCUGCAGCGCCCCGGGGUAGCACGCUUCCUUGUGGAGGAGCAGGGGACCAGCAUCCUGAACCAGAUCCAGACCAAAUUCGAGGUCGUCAUCAGCCUGGAGAGAGUGCACUGGGUACCGCUGCAGUCAGAGAAUAUAUUUGAGGAUGCAAAGAAGUUCGCACCACCACCGAGCUUUGAAAGACACCCCUCUGCAGACACAGAUUCCUUGACAAACGCUGAUGAACAAGCCCGUGACCUCAACAAUCCUGAGACAGUUCUUUUGGAGGAGGCCAAGAAGCUUAUCUCAGUUAUCAGAAAGGAUGAUCAUGAACUUCCAGAUACAGCAACCAGUGCUCCCGGUACAGCGGCUGCUGGGAUCAGCAUGGAUGAAGACCUCUACACUGACCAGCUGCUGCCUCUCAGCUCUUUGGACAACAAAGACACCCUGGCAGAAAUGGAGGAGACCCCGGGGAUAACAACAGAAGGAGAAAGUGAAGGGGCUGUGGGGGGAAAUCCAGAACUGAACUAUGUGAAGCAGCUUUCCAUGGAGUCCUCACAAGUGGAUGGCGUCCUUGAGGAGGAUGCCCAGCUUUCCUUGGCCAUCCAGUUCUCAAUGGAGAACAACAGCGACCCAGUGGACAAGGAGGAUGAACUGCAGAAAGUUCUGGAGCUCUCCCGGAGGACAGCAGGGCAGGGCAGGACCUCUGGCACUUCAGAGCUGGAUCAAGCCAUUGGGCUUUCCAUUCAGGAUACCAUCAAGGCUGCCCACACAGCCCAGAUUUUGGUGUAUGCAGGCUACGACAUGGAUCUUAUCAGGGUAGAUAUCGCCUUAGGGAAGAAGACUGAGCUGAAACAGUGCAAGGAGAAAAUUGAGAGCAAGUGCCUAAAGAAUUUAUCUGAGCACCACAGAAGUUGCGUGGACCUGAUCCAGAGGAAGCAUGCAGUAGACAUCACCAUUCAGGGAACCACAGCCACAGUGCAGGGGUUCAAGGAGUAUGUUUCAGAGGCAGUCCUCGAUAUGAACAAGCUUGUCAACCACAUUUCUGCCACGGUGCCAGACCCUGAUAUUUUGCGAAGUGUCCAGUGGGUUUGGUACAAGGAGCAGUCAAAUGCCAUCCCCUAUCCUCCCAAAGCCACUAUUUAUAUAGAGCACGCCUUUAAACAGAAACAGAAGAAGAUCGACAUUGUGUUUGAUAAGCAGCCGUGCACCAUCAGCUUUGAGAAGAUGGAGGAGUAUAACAUUGCCUCAGGGAAGUCGCUGCCAAUUGCGAGGAAGCAGCUGAGCAACAUGGACAUUUACAGUGAUGUAACAGAAAUAGAGGAUUUUACGGCUCUGUCCAGCAUGCCUGAGAUAACUAGAGUGAAUGAGGCAACAGAUGAGUUCCGGGAUGUGGUUCAAGCAUUCUAUGGUUCUAUCAAUGAGUUCCAUAAUAAAAUACGCAUCAUCAAGGUUGAGAAGAUGGUGAACAGCCUGUUGUACAAUCAGUACAAACUGAAGAAAGCCAGUAUGCUGCAGACUUGUACCCAGGCUGACGUGGAAAGGACUCUGUACCACGGCACCAGUGAAACUGGCAUGAGAGAGAUCUGUUUACAUGGCUUCAACAGGAGCUUUUGUGGAAAGAAUGCCACAGUGUAUGGACAAGGAGUCUACUUUGCUGUGGAAUCAGCCUUGUCUGUGCAGGACCAGUACUCCCCACCCAGUGAAGAAGGAUACAAGUAUGUGUUUGUGGUGAAGGUGCUGACUGGGGAAUACACCAAAGGGAAACACGAAAUGAAGACGGCACCACUGAAAGAAAACUCCCGCAUCCCUCUGCGAUACCACAGUGUGGUGGACAGCACAGACUCGCCAAGCAUAUUUGUGAUCUUCAAUGACACCCAGGCCUAUCCCGAGUACCUUAUUACCUGCCAAAAGGUUUAUGGCUAAAACCACUGUAGUUUUGGAGCAUGAAGAUCAUGGGAUCAAAAUUAGAUUUUUCUUUUACAUUUUUCUUUUUUUUUUUAAUCAAAUGAAAAAAACAACAGAUUCUGAAAUCAAUUACUAAAAUAAUGUCUAACCGUAUUCCACUUCUACAGUUCCCGUUUACUUCAGCUUAAAGUGGUAAGAAGCUUCUAAGCACUGAUUAUAAUCAGACAGGCAGCAUUUUGAUACUUCUAUGCCAAAUAGAGCUUCAGGAUAUCUAACCACAGUCUUGCAUGAUUGAGGCUUAGGAAUCCACUGGCAGUACAUAUAGCGUUCAAUUAAGAGCCCAGUAUGUUGUAUUAAAUAACCUGUUUGUUUAUAUCUAUGAUUGUAUACAGCAUAUACUGUCUUACCAAAAAUGACACAUGUUGAACACAUACUGUGCUGUUGUGUAGUUCCAUAUGUUGUCGUUAUAUAUGCUUGGAUUUGUCUUCGGCAUGGCACCAUGUACACUGUCCGAAUAUCCUGCAGUGGAUUGUUACCGUCUGUCUGGCAGACCAGAGCACCUCUGUUUUAAGGAGGGGGAAACUGGUUUGAAUAGAGCAGCAGGGACUUCCCUUCCACCCAUCAAUGAACUAUCGCAGUAAGCCCUUAAGGAAAACUUAACCAACUUCUUCAAGAACCGCAGCCUUCAGGGGUACUUUUUGAGGGAGCAUUUUUACAGUAUCAAUUGAAUAUUUGGUUAAAAACAGAACUACUACUACUACAAAAAAAUCUAUAUAUGUAUUAUUAUUGUUUAUUUCUUAGCAGACGCCCUUAUCCAGGGCGACUUACAAUUGUUACAAGAUAUCGCAUUAUCUUUACAUACAAUUACAUUAUUAUUUACACAUUAUUUUUACAUACAAUUACCCAUUUAUACAGUUGGGUUUUUACUAGAGCAAUCUAGGUAAAGUACCUUGCUCAAGGGUACAGCAGCAGUGUUCCCCAUCUGGGAUUGAACCCACAAUCCUCUGGUCAAGAGUCCAGAGCCCUAACCACUACUCCACACUGCUGCCACUGUAUCCAUAAAAAUAUAUAUAUCUACAGUAUCUAUCUGUCUGUACACUGUGUGUAUGUAUGCAGUCAGCACUCACAUAUCCGACCCUGUGAAAUUUAGACUUCAGCGAUGGUUAAAAGAAUGUGAUGCAUAUCUGAUUAUUUGAUUUUGGCCCGUUCCUACCCUUGUCAGGGAACACAAAAAAGAUACAAUUAUCUAAAAUACAUAGCUGAAAGGACUGUGUUUUAAAAUAAGUAGGCUUCCAUUUAGAAGUACUAUAGUUGGUUUUGUUGGUACAGUAUUAUAUUUUAAUUCGGAAUUAUACUGAUUCUGAAAAUAUCACUUGUUGAAAGAGAUGACACGUGGACUGUAAUACAGUACAUACUUUUAAAUCAGGUACGUAUUGUAGCAGUAUGUAAAAUUCCCCAUUUAAUGAACCAACAGCAAAAUUAAAUCAAAAUGUUACCCAUGCACAGAACUGUGUAAAAUGUAAAAGGCAAUGCAAUUUAGCAAAAGGUUUUAAAAAAUCAAAGUUUUAAAAUCCAUUUAUUUGCCUCUGCUAGCAUCAGCAGCAUUAUUGCUGGUCCUGCUGUUUUUGUGUCAACUAUCUUUUGGUUCUUUGCUUGUUUUUUUUUUUUAAUACUUUUAAUUAGGAAUAUGCAGAUGUUUUUUCCACCCAAAGUAUUGUUUAACCCUGUAAGAAAAUGCAACGGUUUCUUCUCUAAUAACGUCCUGUGUGACAAAUCAUAUGGCCUGAUUCCAUAAUAACCAUGGAUGGUCACCCCAUUGUCCUGUCCAUUGGGAAGGUUUCUCUUCCCGGUGUUAUGUAAGUAACUCCCAGCUAGGGGAGCUCUAUCUUGCUCAGUUGCUGGGAAUAAGACUGUAUAUGCCUAUUGCUGCCUGUUCCAUGCAGUCUGUGUGUAUUAUAGACUGUUGAUCUAUACUUGACUGUAUACUUACUGAUUCUCUUUAAUUUGCCAGUCUGCUAAUAAAGCUGUGUUGUGGACUCUGCAAGCUGA
Molecule: messenger RNA, 5852 nt
Organism: Acipenser ruthenus (sterlet)
Lineage: Eukaryota; Metazoa; Chordata; Actinopteri; Acipenseriformes; Acipenseridae
Product: protein mono-ADP-ribosyltransferase PARP10-like
Exons: 11
Coding region: 192-3821 (1209 amino acids)
Biological process (GO): negative regulation of gene expression
Cellular component (GO): nucleus; cytoplasm
Molecular function (GO): NAD+ poly-ADP-ribosyltransferase activity; transcription corepressor activity; RNA binding
Source: RefSeq, a predicted model, not a curated record